Messenger RNA from Meleagris gallopavo (turkey), 2043 nucleotides. The record is from RefSeq and is a predicted model, not a curated record. NCBI's taxonomy places the organism in Eukaryota, Metazoa, Chordata, Aves, Galliformes, Phasianidae.
AUGACGGGAUCUACCUGGAGUCCCUCGGGCCGGGCGGAGGCGGCCGGGCGCGGAGCAGCGUGCUGCCGGGAGCGUGGGCUGAGUAAGUGCUUCGUGUGGGAGAGUACGGCGGAGCACGAUCCGCAAGCAAACAAAACGAAAAUACUGGCUGUGAGUGAAAGUCACGACCUGUUUGUCUAUGAAUUCACCAGAGAAGACGGGAAAUGCAGCCCGGAUCCCCUGCACGGCUGUGAGGAAGGCGCUCUGAAGAAGCUCCUCGAGGCUAACGGCAUCAGUCUUUCUUCGAUUUUGUCUUUGAGGAUACUGUCUUUUAAAGACAACAGAUGCAUACUUCUGCUCAACAGCUUUAUUGUUAUGCAUCUUACCUUUCCUGGAGAGUGUUCAUCGUUGGAGACGUGUGACUGCUUUACCCUUGAUUUGCCCCCACCAGUUUUGGAAAGAAUAACAGAUAUAAACUUCUGCAGGGGGAUUCUGUUUUUCUUGGAUAGUUCUGGCUUGAUCUACGUAUUUGAUUCUUUUGAUGGAGUGAAUCUAGCACACAUUGACCUGUCACUCUGCCAGGGAGGUGUGCAGGGUGGGGACAGGAGUUCCACCAUCACAUCACCGCUCGCUGCAGUCAAAGUGUCGUACGAUCUCAGUGUUGCUGUGAUCAUCAGUUCUUCCAACAAUGCCUGUUCUGUGGAUCUAAACAUGUACUUCAGACAGUUCCCUGGGCAUUUGAUUUGUAGAAGAGAUCCUGAAAGCCUUCCACUGAAGCCACCUGAGGGAGUUGAUGAGGAUGACCUUGCUAGUUCUGACUACAGUAUGGAGCUGCUGUCCUCGCCUUUCCGCACAGACAGGUCAUGGAAGGCACACUUAUCCUCCCUGCGCAGCACAAUCAGGAAAAGAAGAUCACGUUCCCCACAUUUGCUGUGUGAUGUGAACCUACCUUGGUAUCAGUAUUUUACCCAUCUUGAAGAUCACGAUCCCUUAAUCUAUGAAACCUCUGAGAAGGCGCUGGCCAUUGCUCCAAAGGCUUUUCCGUGUGUCCCUUCCAAGCCAUUGCAGAGUGCUGGCACAAAGCUCAGUGGUACGGAGCAGCCGUGGAAACAAAUCCUCCCUGUACAGUUAUCACAAGAAGUGGUGAAACUGGAGUGUAAAUCUGUGACUGGGGCCAAAGCUCUGUUUGUGAUCCUGACAGAUGACAAAGCACUGACACUUGCUCUCUGGGAUUUCGAGUCCCAAGAUGUAACACACUACCAGUUCAGCAAAAAUAGUGUUUAUGUGGAUUGCAACGAGGACGUGCCGUUGUGUCUGCUGCUGACAGAGUGUGGCCUCUCCUUAAUUCUGUUUGGUUUAACUCAAGAGGAGUUUUUGAACAGACUGAUGAUCUAUGGCAGUGCUGGAGUCGUGGAUUCUGUAUGUCACCUCAAUGGAUGGGGACGGUGUUCUAUUCCAGUACAUGCACUAGAGAAUACGUGCAUAACAAUGGUGCUGUCUGUCUGCCUAGGCUGGCUUGGAAAAUCGUCAGCUAGACACAGUAGAUUUAUUUUUAAAAACAAGCAGCUUGAAGAAAUUUUUGCCCACACAGAGGAACCUGAUGGAUACCUGCAGAAGGCUGCAGAGAUUUUAGCUGAUUACAUCAUUGAACUGAGGACGUUUAUGAAAAACUACCCUCGGUCACAAGUAAAUAUCGCAGACGUAGGGAGUGAUUCUGAAGAAGACCUACCUGCAAUAGAGGAAAGCCAGAUGUGGGAAAAACUGACACCUGAGGAAGUCAUUGCUGAGGCCAUCUUAAGCAACAAAAUGCCAGAGGCCCAGACCUUCUUCCGAAUGCGGCAGCAUCCUGCCCAGAGCCUUCAGGAGCUCCUUCGGAUGGGCUUGGAUCUGGUCUAUGGCCGUCUUCUGAAGGGCAAUACCAGAGAGGCCUCAGCACUCCUGAAGAACAUGUUAGCAUGCAAUGAGUAUGUUCUGGUUUUUUUAGGGUUUGAUGUGAAGCAGCAGUUGCAUAAGAUAUGUUUCUACACGGCUGAUAAACACGUGCGAGAUUUGCUGCUGAAGUAA